AUGGCCUAUAACAUGGAGCCCUCUCCAAAGUCGAUGCAGGGCACCAUGAAUUCGUUCAACUUCAACUCUACCCGUAGCACACCAGAGCUGCCGGUUUCGCCCGACUUUGCUCUACAGGCCAGCGCGCUGCCAAACAGUGCCAACAGGAAUCAACAGAACUGCCACGAUUUAUUUGCCCAGCAGGGACGUUCCCUGUCGCAGGCUGCCCAUUAUUCGCUGGCGCCUGCUCUCAUGUAUCGCGAGUUAUCCAUUCGCUCAGAGCCCAUCAUGCACCAGAUGCAAACGACAUCAUCUGCAUCAACCGGGCGGCGCACCAGCCAUGAGAUGCUCUUCCGUCCUCUUGCUCAAGUUCAAGAGAAUUCUUCACCAGACAUUGGCGUGAACCCUCAGGUCUACCUUGCCAACAUGGACCCGAGCCCAAGCUACAUACAAUCCGCUACGCCCUCCAUGAUCACGGCAUCUACGGGCAUUGAGCACGCUCCUCCCAUGACCAGGGAGAACAGCUUUGUUCAUGCCAGCCCCCGCGUUGACAUCACGAGGAUGCCCUCAUCUGCAUCCUACGCCGACUCGCUCUCUGGCCAUGCCACAUCGAAUUUUCAGCAGUCAGACUGCUCCAACGCAUUCAACAUGCCCGAAGAUCUCCUGGCAGUGGGCUGUGGCUUCCCUAAUUCUACCACACUGCAAUACCCACCCCUUGAACAUCAAAUGUUGAUGUCCCCUGCCUUCACUCCCGCUUUCAUCGGUCCCACCGCUCCCGGGGCCGCUCUCAUGGAACGAGGAGACUCGACUUGCAGCAGCAAGUCGACCUCUUCUUUGGCAAACCGGGCCAGGGAGGCUACAAUCCGGGUUUUGCAAGCACAGUCGACCUCGAUUGCCCCCAUGCCCCAGCCACCAUCCCAAGAGCUGCCUCGAGCGACUCAUGGGAGGCGCACUACCCAGCAAGACAGCAAGGCCAAACAAAAGGCAAAGCAUGAUAAGCUUUACUGCAACCAUUGCAACGAAAUCCCCGAUGGGUUCCGGGGUGAUCAUGAGCUGAGGCGCCACACCGCCGCCAAGCAUCGCCGAAAGGUCAAGAAGUUUGUCUGCCGUGACCCAAGAGACAGCGGCAUCCCCACCAAGCUCAGGCCCCUCAACCCCCUUACGCGAUGCAAAGCCUGCGCCUCGGGAAAGCAGUAUAAUGCAUAUUACAACGCGGCAGCCCAUCUUCGGCGCACUCACUUCAGAGUGAAGCCAAGCCGAGGAAGGGGCGCCACGGGCAUAGGCGAGAAGAGAGGCGGCAAGGGAGGCGGCGAUUGGCCUCCCAUGCCUGAGCUCAAGGCAUGGUUUAUGGAGAUUGAAGUCAAGGCAGAUGGGCCUGCCUCGGUGGUUACGGGCGAUGACCCCCCAGAUGAAGGGUCUCUUUCCCCAACAUCUGCGUCCACUACGCACAUGAGCGCCGAUUCUGACACGAUCAGAGAAGGUAAAUCUACCGUGUUAGCGAGCUACGUGGACCAGCCAGCUCAGGAGGAGCAGCAGUUUCCCUUGCUGUCUGCUGUCGACGACAGUGACAUUGACCUGCUUGGCACAUCGCAAGGUUCUGAGACAUCUGUGUUUCAGCACGUGGAUGACUUGAGGCUCUUCGAUGUCGCAUGGCUUGACCUUCUGUCUAAUGCUGGUUUGGAUUAUCCGCAGCUCUAA
Molecule: messenger RNA, 1677 nt
Organism: Trichoderma breve
Lineage: Eukaryota; Fungi; Ascomycota; Sordariomycetes; Hypocreales; Hypocreaceae
Exons: 3
Coding region: 1-1677 (558 amino acids)
Source: RefSeq, a predicted model, not a curated record